AUGAUGUAUAGAAAUAUGCCAGUAGAUUUAGUACUAGUUCGUCAUGGUCAAAGUGAGGGUAAUCUCGCUCAAAGGUUAGCAAGGCAGGGCGAAUUACAGCAAUGGACAGAUGAGUUUAGACGAAGACAUAAUAGCUUGUAUAGAUUAACUGAUAGAGGUAGAACUCAAGCUAGGAUAGCUGGUGAAUAUAUAAGAACAAAUAUUGGAACUACAUUUGACAAGUACUUUACUUCUGAGUAUGUUAGGGCUAUGGAGACUGCUGCCAUGCUAGGACUGCCCAAUUCAUUAUGGAAUACAGAUAUAUAUUUAAGAGAAAGAGAUCGUGGUAUUUUGGCAAAUAAAACUCACCAGGAAAGAGCUACUUUGCACUCUGAUGAAAUGAUUAGGAAGCAGAGGGAUGCAU
This is a messenger RNA of Cryptosporidium muris RN66, 403 nucleotides long. RefSeq names its product phosphoglycerate mutase family protein. Gene Ontology annotation, biological process: glycolytic process. The record is from RefSeq and is a predicted model, not a curated record. Gene Ontology annotation, molecular function: intramolecular phosphotransferase activity. The transcript has a single exon. The annotation marks the transcript as partial. Lineage: Eukaryota; Apicomplexa; Conoidasida; Eucoccidiorida; Cryptosporidiidae.